CCUUUGUUUCUCUUCCCUUUGAGGCAGCAAUCCCACUGCUCUGUAAAUCCAACCUGGACUCUCCUCGGGCGGCUGGCUUUGACACUGCAGGUCCUAAGAUAUCCACCUGCGGCAGGAGGUCAUUCCUCACUCUCCAGCGGAUAUUUCAGGAAAGGAUUGGUCUCCCCCAGAUUCUUUAAAAGAAGACACUUUGCCCAUCCUCUUGCCUCUGCAGAGCCAGACACUCCGAACUGGACUGCACCUGCUUCAGCUAGGAAAACACAGAAUCCAAGGCCGCAGAGCACGGAAGCAGACACAAAUCAGGGAACUGCAGCCUUCCACACCUGCUUUCUGAGUGCUCAAAGCAGCGGGACACACCUGGUUUUCUGCAUGCCUGCCUGCCUGCCGACAUGUCAACUAUCAGUCCUGAAUAUGACUACUUGUUUAAGCUGCUGCUGAUUGGCGAUUCUGGAGUUGGGAAGUCAUGCCUCCUGCUACGUUUUGCGGAUGACACCUACACAGACAGUUACAUCAGUACCAUCGGCGUGGACUUCAAAAUCCGGACAAUAGAGUUGGAGGGAAGGACCAUUAAGCUGCAGAUUUGGGAUACUGCAGGGCAGGAGCGCUUCCGAACAAUCACGUCCAGCUAUUAUCGAGGUGCACAUGGCAUCAUCAUUGUAUACGAUGUGACAGACCAGGAUUCAUUCAACAACAUGCAUCUCUGGCUGGAGGAAAUCAACCGCUAUGCCAGUGAGAACGUCAACAAAUUGAUCGUGGGAAACAAGAGCGACCUCACGAGCAAGAAAGCAGUGGAUUACACUGCAGCCAAGGAAUACGCAGACUCCCUUGGGGUGCCCUUCCUGGAGACGAGUGCGAAAAACGCCACCAAUGUCGAACAGGCCUUCCUCACCAUGGCGGCAGAGAUCAAGAACCGGGUGAGCAGCGGCCCCACCCAGAACGACAGCCAUAAGUCCAACCUCCACAUCCAGAGCGGCCCCCUGAGGCAAGAAGGGCCUGGCCAGGGAGAAGAUGGCGGAGGAGGCUGUUGCUAAGAGAGCAGCCGCCCAACGAGCGAAGGAGUGGGAGGUUCAAGGAACGCACAAGGGGGAGGGAGCGGUGGUGAGCCUUGGGCCUGCAGAAUGGCCAACGACGACUGGACCCCCAUUUUCUUCACAGCAUCCCAACGUAUCUUUACGGACUUGGAAUGCACAACAGAACUUCUGCUGGCAAAACAGCCUUGGCCCAAUCUGUGUUUGCUUCAUCCUGUUUCCCUGACUUUGGAGCUGUCCUAUCUUUUCCUAUUUAGCAACCACCCCCUGACCUGACCUGCUGUACCAUCACACACAUACAGCCCCGUUUCCUUCUCUUAGCAAAUCUCCUCCCAGCCCAAUGGAACAUGGGACCUACCGAUUGUCAUGCUGCAUAGAAAGAGGGAAUCAAGGGUAGCAAGGGGACAAAGAGACCCUUAGACCAAAUUCAUUCACCUAGAUUUACCAUCAUUGUGUGGUUCUGCUUCCACACACACCAAAAUGGGCUUCGAAGCAGGCACAGCCGCGCUUUGGAGCAUGCAAUCAAGAUCCCUUGGCAAAGUCUAACAGCCACCACCUCCCCCUCAAGCCUUUCCUGUUAAAAAAAAAAAAAUCAGUACUGUAUCUAAUUGCUGAAGGCUGUUUGACUGACAGAAAGGGUAGGUUUCCACCCUUCUCUCGGCCAACCCUUCCCGCUGCCGUCUCCCCAAAACUCCUGCCUGCUAGCUCUGGGAGCAUUACUGCAUUACAAACUUACAUUAGUCCAUGAAUCCUGGGGGUCGUAGUUUGGUGAGGGUCAAGAGAAGUUUCUAUUCCAUAGAGUUCCCCACCAAAGAACUACAGAUCCCAGAAUUAAGGGGAGAAACUGGAAUAACUCUUUAACCUAACUUAAGCAUGGAAUGCAGCCAUUAACAGAGUACACCCACGCCCAACAUUUCAUGGGUGAAAAUACGGACACCGUUGCGCAUGCGUAAUAUGUCUGUUCCGCUACUACAGAUCUCUGUCUGGGCUCUCCCCAAACCCAGCAAUACACAGAUAUUGUUGAAGGUUCUCCUCCCCCCGUGUACCUCAAGGCUCAUUCAUUUAUGUUCAUGUAACUUAGAUAGGGACGCGGGUGGCGCUGUGGGUUAAACCACAGAGCCUAGGGCUUGCCAAUCAGAAGGUUGGCGGUUCGAAUCCCCGCAAUGGGGUGAGCUCCCAUUGCUCAGUCCCAGCUCCUGCCAACCUAGCAGUUCGAAAGCACGUCAAAGUGCAAGUAGAUAAAUAGGUACCGCUCUGGCGGGAAGGUAAACAGCGUUUCCAUGUGCUGCCCUGGUUCGCCAGAAGUGGGUUUGUCAUGCUGACCACAUGACCUGGAAGCUGUACGCCAGCUCCCUCGGCCAAUAACGCAAGAUGAGUGCCGCAACCGCAGAGUCGGUCACGACUGGACCUAAUGGUCAGGGGUCCCUUUUUACCUUUACCUAACUUAGAUAUCGGUGGGAAGGGCUGAAACUUGAGAAAAUCCUAGUCUGCGCACAUGUGCUAACUAGUUUAGAGAAGGGGAAAGCGCACUCCCCAAAGCCCAAACAGGGAUGAUGGUUCACCGUGGGCAGCUACUAGGAAACGGGGACAUGCAACCCACCUGCCAGGGUAUGGUGUGUGAUUUUCAACCUCAUGGCGACGCAACAGUAACCCCAUGCCUGCAACAGGUCAGAAGUCCAGGGUAACAAGAUUUAACAUUUUCAAAAAUCCACUUGCCUUUUGGAGGGUUUGCAGGCCUUAUGGUGCUCCUAACACCGACAGCAUCAAGAAAUGGUAGCAAUCAACUCUCGUUGGCAGAGCACAAUGUCUAACUCCUCUCUCUCUCU
Messenger RNA from Zootoca vivipara (common lizard), 2854 nucleotides. Its product is annotated as ras-related protein ORAB-1. Gene Ontology annotation, molecular function: GTP binding; GTPase activity. The record is from RefSeq and is a predicted model, not a curated record. NCBI's taxonomy places the organism in Eukaryota, Metazoa, Chordata, Lepidosauria, Squamata, Lacertidae.